AUGUUACCUCUACGAAUUUUGAAACAAAUGACGAACACUUCUUCUCAACUAUCAUCGCACACACACUCUUCUUUGGCAAUGGGUAGGAAAAAGGUUGCACAGCAAUGGGAUCAGUCCGACAUCGAAGAAGAAUAUGAUCAAAACCUAUCUUCACCAGAUCAGGAAGAAGCGUUGAACACUAAAAGUCAGGGUGAAGAAGAAGCCAAAUUUGCACAAUAUAUGGAUAGCGAUGAAGACUUUGAUAGCGAUGGAGAAGGAACAUCUGAUGAUGAUGAAGGCAUUCUCAGCUCUGAAGAUGUUCCUCCACAGAAUCAAGAUGAAGAAUCAUCUCUGCGCGAAAAGAUGGAACGCAUCCCUUUUUCCGCUCUAGCAAAAGCAAACAGAACGAUGAGACAAGACGCAGAUAUCUCGGAUGAAGGUGAUCAAAAUCAUUCGAGCUCUGAAGUUGAUGAAUUCGAAGUUGAUCGAAAGACAGAACGUGAAAAGCAAGAAAGGAGAGCGAUUGAAAAGAGAGAGAGCAAACAUGCCCCAACAGAGCUAUCUUCAAGGCGACCGGUUUCACGCAAACGUAGCGUAGUGGAAACAGCAUCCACAGAAAGGCGUGAUCCUCGCUUCUCAUCGUUAAGCGCUUCAACGACUAAUAAAGGUCUUUUCCGUUCUUCAUAUGGCUUUCUACGAGAACAACAAUCAAGCGAAAUACGAGAAUUACGAUUUGCACUGGCCAAAUUGAAGAGACAAGAAAAGCAUCAAGCCGGACCGAAAGCAACGAGCGAAUUCGCUUUACGACUUCGUCAAGAACGUGAACAGAUCGAACAAGCUUUAAGACGUGAAGAGGGAAGAGAAAACGAAAGGCAAAGACGUGAAAGGAAGGAUGAAGUUUUGCGGAAUGCACAAAAGGCGAUUGAAGAACGUGUACAAAAAGGAGGUAAACGAUAUUAUCUCAAAGAAUCCGAUAAGAAGAAGUUGAUCUUACAAGACAAAUUCGAGCACCUAAGCAAUGGACAGAACCCAUUAGACUCAACUUCAUCUGCAAAACGAAGUAGUCUUCAAAAAGCUGUCGAACGAAGGAGAAAAAAGAAUUCCGCAAAGGAUCGUCAAAUGCCUUUGGGUGGCGGUGCUAGCGGAAGCUUUGGAGAUGGUUUGGAACAGAUACCAAAGAGGAAGAGGGUACGGAGACAUUAA
This is a messenger RNA of Meira miltonrushii, 1182 nucleotides long. RefSeq names its product DUF947-domain-containing protein. Bases 1 to 1182 code for a protein of 393 amino acids. Gene Ontology annotation, cellular component: nucleolus; 90S preribosome. Gene Ontology annotation, biological process: maturation of SSU-rRNA from tricistronic rRNA transcript (SSU-rRNA, 5.8S rRNA, LSU-rRNA). The transcript is spliced from 2 exons. Lineage: Eukaryota; Fungi; Basidiomycota; Exobasidiomycetes; Exobasidiales; Brachybasidiaceae. The record is from RefSeq and is a predicted model, not a curated record.